AGAGAGGCGAGUAGCCAAUGAGAGCAGGACUAGGCCCCGCCUUACGGCGAUGAUUGGCAGCUAGGUCAGCCUUUGCGAGCGGAGGAGGAGGACGCGGCUCGGGCCGGCCGCUGCCGCCGAGUUUAAGGCUGGAUGGAUCUGUUCGGGGACCUUCCAGAACCGGCUCCUUCGACAGAUAUUGCAGCACCAGCAACAGGGAAAGAAGGGCAGAAAGGAGCUUUGCUUUUUGAUGAUCUUCCGCCAGUCAGCAGCACCGACUUGGGGAAAGGAGGCUCUUUGCUUUUUGAUGACCUCCCACCUGCCAGCAGUGGAAAUUCAGCUUCACAUCCCACAGAGCAAGUUUCUCUUCCAGUCAGCCAUGGGAAGGGAGAGAAGAGGAAAUCCACUGAGGGAGAGAAGAAUGGGAGUGAAGAACUUGUGGAAAAGAAAGUUUGUAAAGACUCUGCAGGUAUUCUUGGUCUGAAGGGUUACGUGGCAGAGAGAAAAGGAGAGCGAGAAGAGAUGCAGGAUGCCCAUGUUAUUCUGAAUGAUAUUACAGAGGAGUGCAGCCCCCUUCCCUCUCAGAUUUCCCGUGUCUCAUACUUUGCUGUCUUUGAUGGCCAUGGAGGAGUCCGAGCUUCAAAGUAUGCAGCACAGAAUCUGCAUCAAAACCUGAUAAGAAAAUUCCCUAAAGGAGAUGUUCCCAGUGUGGAGAAAACAAUAAGAAGGUGCCUUCUGGACACCUUCAAAUACACAGAUGAGGAGUUUCUCAAGCAGGCUUCAAGCCAGAAACCUGCCUGGAAGGAUGGCUCCACAGCAACCUGUGUGCUGGUGAUUGAUAACACUCUUUAUAUUGCCAACCUUGGAGACAGUAGGGCGAUUCUGUGUCGUUACAAUGAAGAGAGUCAGAAACAUACAGCCUUAAAUCUCAGCAAAGAACAUAACCCAACUCAGUACGAUGAGCGGAUGAGGAUCCAAAAGGCUGGAGGAAAUGUCAGGGAAGGACGUGUCCUGGGUGUCCUGGAAGUCUCUCGCUCCAUUGGGGAUGGACAGUACAAGCGCUUUGGGGUCAUCUCUGUGCCAGAUGUCAAACGCUGCCAACUUACACACAAUGACAGGUUUAUCCUGUUGGCUUGUGAUGGUCUCUUCAAAGUCUUCUCACCAGAAGAAGCUGUGAACUUCAUCAUGUCUUGUUUGGAGGACAAAACUAUUCCUCUAAGAGACGCCAAAUCAGCCACUGACACGAGGUAUGAAGCAGCCUGUAACAGGCUGGCCAACAAGGCUGUGCAACGAGGAUCGGCAGAUAACGUCACUGUGGUGGUAGUCCGGAUUGAGCAGUGAUGCAAAGAAUACGUACAAGUGAGGUCCUUAGCAGCAUGCAGUGGAUUUAAUGGAACAAGUUAGUGCAUCUGUGAGUGUGUGUAGGGUUUUGGUUGUGUUUUUCCCCCUCUGAAUGCUGUUGUUUGUAAAUAAAAGGUUUUUUUCUAA
Molecule: messenger RNA, 1467 nt
Organism: Rhineura floridana
Lineage: Eukaryota; Metazoa; Chordata; Lepidosauria; Squamata; Rhineuridae
Gene: ILKAP
Product: ILK associated serine/threonine phosphatase
Exons: 12
Coding region: 133-1320 (395 amino acids)
Biological process (GO): protein dephosphorylation
Molecular function (GO): protein serine/threonine phosphatase activity; cation binding
Source: RefSeq, a predicted model, not a curated record